UUACUUUCCAACAUUUUUUGUAAAUCAACCCGUCGAAAAAAUUAUUGAUUCGCUUUGUGUUUAUUCAACUCAUCUUCAAGAUAUUUAUCAACGAUUUAUUGAUGCACUUCUAAGUAUUAAUGCGACUCUUAGAUCUGAAUUUUCAACAAUUCAAGAAGAGAAUAAAUCUCUUCGAGAUGAGAAUGAAUCUCUUCGAAGUGAGAAUGAAUCUCUUGAAGGAUUAGUUAAUAGGUUCUCUCGAGAA
Molecule: messenger RNA, 244 nt
Organism: Acaulospora morrowiae
Lineage: Eukaryota; Fungi; Glomeromycota; Glomeromycetes; Diversisporales; Acaulosporaceae
Source: the annotation of a GenBank genome assembly